Molecule: messenger RNA, 1360 nt
Organism: Tuber aestivum (summer truffle)
Lineage: Eukaryota; Fungi; Ascomycota; Pezizomycetes; Pezizales; Tuberaceae
Source: the annotation of a GenBank genome assembly
UGGUGGUGGGUUCUUCUUGGCUUUCUUGCCCGGAUUUUUAUUAUUAUUUUUUGCACGUGUGCACGUGUGGCUGAUUGUGAGGGACCGGCAGGCCUAUUCCUUCUCCCGUUUCUGUUCUUGCCAGUCUGUCUGCCUGCAACCCGUCUCAUUGGGGACGAUCUUUUUCUUCUUUUUUCCUUUUUUCCCUCUGGCUGUGUUGGAUAUGCGCUGCGGCAGACGCGAUAGUAGCAAAGGUAAGGUAGGGCAAGCUAAGGUAGAGAGGGUGAAGUGAAGUGAAAUGCGGUUGGGUUCCGUCCAGUACGAUAAACCUGAGCCGUACGGUAGUCUAUGAUUGCCCGUGGGUAUCGUGUGUCGUCGGCUGAGCGUGGAAAUUCACCGAUAGGGAUAGUCGAUACGAGGGAUGGUGGUCGGUCUACUGUACCGUACUCGGGCACUCUUGCAACCGCGGUGUUAGCAUGUGUGCCUGGUUACGAUGGCUCCCGAAGGUCUCUCAACGUGAAGACGAAGGGGAUGGGAAGGGAGGACCCGUUGGCAAGGCUUAUCCGACGCUAUCCACUUCUGCAUGGCUCAUGACGUUGGGGCUUCAUUUGUUUCGUUUCGUUUUGGUGGGAGCCCUCGUCCCCUACGGCUACAUUAGUCCGUGUGAACUAGUUUAACUUGCGCACGAGUAGAUUUAUCCGCAGAGAUCCACCCGGCGCGGAUGGCUAAAAUCCGUGUACGAGCACUGUACGAGUAUGUGUGUACUCGUAUGUACGAGUACGGGUUAUGUUAGAUGGAUGGGUAUACAUGCAUACAUAUCAUACAUACAUACAUGCAUACACGCAUACAUACGCACACAUACCAAACCUUGGGAAAGAGGUAGGUAGGUAGGUAGGUACUGCACUGCACCGUGCAGGUUAUCUAUGAUGAUCAUUUAUUUGUUUGUGAUGAUGGAGUAGAUAUCCGAAACCUUUUGAUCUCCGGGUCAAGUCUUGAUCUUAACCUUUGCAUAGACUUUUUUUUUCUUUUUUCUUCCUUACGAUCUGAUAAGCCGACUACUGAUCAGCCAGCCGAGGAGGAAAUGAACGGUCCAGAAAUCAUUGACCAAAGGGUAAAGUUCUCUUCUCUUUUCUUUUUCCUCUCCCUUCCCUCGAGCACGGUAACUGUACUAUACUGUAUCGGCAGUUCGACCAAGAAUGGGGGGAGUGAGGGUUGGGAAGGAAAAAGGGUAUCGUAUAUAAAAAAGGUUGGAAAUGAUAGUGUGCAAAGUUACUUACUUCCGAGGGAUGGGGAUACAUAUCGUGAUAAUAUAGCAUCUGCACACACCGGUGUCUAACUCCUUUCUUUCUUUCUUUCUUUCUUCCUACGAUCCUUCCCUACG